Molecule: messenger RNA, 1572 nt
Organism: Geodia barretti
Lineage: Eukaryota; Metazoa; Porifera; Demospongiae; Tetractinellida; Geodiidae
Source: the annotation of a GenBank genome assembly
AUGAAUUACACCGACAACAUGGCAUCAACACAGCAAGAGACUAUCCUUAUUUUGGAUUUUGGUUCGCAAUACACGCAGCUGAUUGCCCGGCGCGUCCGAGAGCAGAACGUCUAUUGCGAAAUUCAUCCAUAUACGCUAAGACUGCCCGAAAUAGAAGCCAUCGCCCCGAAGGGGAUCAUUCUCAGUGGCGGACCCGCAAGCGUUUAUGAAGUGGACGCCCCGAAAAUCGAUGCGAAACUCUUUGACAUUGGGAUACCUGUAUUAGGCAUCUGCUACGGCAUGCAACUCAUGGCAGCACUAUUAGCGGGCGGGAAGGUACACCCAGCCACUGAGCGGGAAUACGGACACGCACCACUUCAAGUGCUCAGUAAAACAGAUCCGCUUUUUGAAGGACUCUCCUCCUGCUUUUCUGCUUGGAUGAGCCACGGUGAUCGGAUUGAGGCAGCCCCGAUCGGUUUCCAAACAAUUGCACAGACGGAGAACGCACCUAUCGCCGCUAUGGUGGAUACCGAGCGCGCGUUUUACGGUUUACAAUUCCACCCGGAGGUCGAGCAUACACAAGAUGCUGACCGGAUUUUGGCGAACUUCACGAGGGAGAUAUGUGGAUGCCGCAACACUUGGACGAUGCGUGCUUUCAUCGCACGCGCGACAGCACAAAUACAGGAACAGAUCGGUGGUGAACGCGUCCUCUGUGCAGUCAGCGGCGGCAUCGAUUCAAUGGUGCUGGCGACGCUACUCCAUCAGGCGAUAGGCGACGCACUCGUAUCUGUCUUUGUGGAUAAUGGGCUCCUCCGGAAAAACGAAGUCGCCGAGGUCAUUGAAACUUGCAAACAGAUCGGCAUUCCCCUUGUUGCUGUUGAUGCAGUAAAGCCGUUUCUCGAUGGAUUGGCAGGGGUCAUAGACCCGGAGCAGAAGCGAAAGGUCAUCGGGGCACAGUUCAUUGAAACCUUCAAGGGAUCGGUGGCAGAGAUGGCGCAUAACUUUCGCUUUCUUGCACAAGGAACACUCUAUCCUGAUGUCAUAGAAAGCGUUUCUGUGAAGGGACCAUCUGCUACGAUUAAGACGCACCAUAACGUUGGCGGGCUGCCAUCCGAUAUGCCGUUUGAAUUGCUUGAACCGUUCAGGGAACUUUUUAAGGAUGAGGUGCGGGCAGUCGGGGCAGAACUAAAUGUUCCAUCACAUGUCCUUGGACGACACCCGUUUCCUGGACCUGGACUCGCUGUCCGAAUUUUAGGUGAGGUAACCUAUGAACGUUUGGAAGUACUCCGAGCAGCGGAUGCGAUUUUUAUCUCUGAGAUUAAAGCGGCAGGCUUGUACGACGAGAUUUGGCAGGCGUUGGCUGUGCUUUUACCUGUCAAGAGUGUCGGGGUGAUGGGAGAUGCGCGUACUUACGAAAACGCCGUCGCACUCCGGGCUGUCACCAGCAGCGAUGCGAUGACAGCGGAUUGGGCACGCAUACCGCCGGAUGUGCUCGCGAGAAUCUCGAAUAGGAUCAUCAAUGAGGUGCAAGGCAUCAACCGCGUCGUUUACGAUAUUAGUUCAAAACCGCCAAGCACCAUUGAGUGGGAAUAG